Penicillium chermesinum is the source of this 333-nucleotide messenger RNA. RefSeq names its product Spo12 family protein. Bases 1 to 333 code for a protein of 110 amino acids. The record is from RefSeq and is a predicted model, not a curated record. NCBI's taxonomy places the organism in Eukaryota, Fungi, Ascomycota, Eurotiomycetes, Eurotiales, Aspergillaceae. The transcript has 3 exons.
AUGGACGCCACACAAGUGCAGCCUCUGGCCGACCGCUCCACCAACACACACCUCGCCAAUGCGAACGUCGACAAGUCAGACCUCAAGGCUGCCGACCUCUCCUCCAUGGAGAACCACCGCCAGAUGCUUCAAGGCAAGCUCGAGAGCGAAGAGAAACAGCCCACUUCCUACGUUUCUCCGUCGGACGAUAUCAUGAGCCCCUGCACCAAGAAGCUGAGUGACAUCAAGGGCAAGCGCUUCAAGAAUGCCGGCAAGCCCCAGUCACUCUUCGCAAAGCUAGGCAAGAAGAGCUAUGAGCAGUCAUCAGCCGAACAGGCUCAAACCACAGAAUAG